Molecule: messenger RNA, 2280 nt
Organism: Sorghum bicolor (sorghum)
Lineage: Eukaryota; Viridiplantae; Streptophyta; Magnoliopsida; Poales; Poaceae
Exons: 4
Coding region: 331-1803 (490 amino acids)
Biological process (GO): regulation of asymmetric cell division
Source: RefSeq, a predicted model, not a curated record
AGAGGUGCAGCAUACGAAAUUUAUUGCGCAGCUCUGCCUCUCACGCCUUUUAUUUAAGAGGCCACCCCCCGGGGUUUGGAAUUCUUUUCCCAACUCCGAAUUCUCCUGGUCAUUGGGCCUGUGAUCGGCUGAUCCCCUCCUCCUCAUCCCAUUCUCGCCGAGCUCCUGCCAAUCUCCGCUCGCGGCGCCGUCUCUUUCGGCUUCGGAAGCGGCGGCGGAGCAGAGAAUUCCGUUGGGUUUUAUCCCGACGCAGGACAACACCAUUGAUGCUUUGUCAAACUAGAUAAUAGAACUUGAUGGUAAAAUGAUACUGAGUUUUUGACACAGAAAAUGGUAGAAGACAAAAAUUCAUCACAAGAUACCGUACAGAAAAGUGGACAUAUCGUACUUCACAAUGUUUCUUUUGACAAGGAUGUUGUGGAGAUAAAAUUGGCAGAUGAUAUUGUUUCUGAUAAUUAUGGCGGUAAUUUUGUCAAGGAUGUCUGUGUUGAUGAAGGAGCACUACUUCAUCGGAUGACAUCAGAAGAAAAACCACUAGACCGAAGGUCAUCCCCAAAUUUCAGUUGCCAAAUGAUUGAUGCAGAUAGUAACGUAAGAUAUGGGAAGAAAGAUUAUUCUGGAAUAUCUGUACACGAACUAAAACCAGAAGUAGUUUCCCCUGUUGACUUUGCUCCUCAUUGUAACAACGAGAAACAGCACUCUUCUGGCAGAGAGUAUGAUCUUGAAGAUCGGAUUGAUACUGGUUUCGUUGCAGGCAAUCCUAGUGAGAAGAAGAUAAGUUUGCAAGAGUUACUUCUCCUUGAAAGUGCAGAAGAAUCCCGACAUUCAAGCACAAUAAACUCCGAGAGCAGUGAAAAGCAUAAGUGCCCUCUUCAUGAAGAAGCAAUUGGACAGACUUCCAAGGAUGGUGAUCCUAAUGUUCAGACUAUUUUGGCCAACACCAGUGAGUAUGUUAUUACUGGUAUAUUAAGUAAGGAGAAUGCCAGUGGUUGCCCCGCAACGACGAUGCCUGGAGACCAUGUUGCAGCUACAGCGUUAGAUGUGCGAGAGCCACAAAAAAUUGAUCGGUACAACCCUUUCGUUGAUCAUAGGUCACUGGAGGAUACAUCGGUACCUGAGUGCUCUAUACCAGGAAUCACAGAUGCUGCCUCCACUGAUUCCACCUGCUCUAUUCACAAUGAGACGGAUGGCACCGCAGGAUUAGAUGAAGUUGAAACAUCUGAACCAGGGGUGGAUACUCUUAGUAUAAGUAGUUCAGACAUUCAAUCAUCUGAAAAGAACAAUGAUCACAGCGAAAGUAUUUUUAGCAAGGCAAUCACUGGUGCAGUGGACGAAACCGCAGUUGCUACAUCUUCAACCCCCAACAGUGCUGAGCAUAGCGAUGCAUAUGGGAAGAAUCAAGAAAAACAUGAUGAGAUAGAUGAGGAGCACAGCAUAAGCACAGACGAUGCAGCCAGUAAGAGUUCUACUUCUACUACCCUUGCGCAAGAUGGCUCCGCGGUCGAACAAACCAUGCCUGAUAGCUCGACAUCAACAGCUCGCGUCGGCAAUGAAAAUACCUACGAACCGAACUUCUCUGGUCCCAGUAUAAUGUCAGGCCCAGUAUCGAGGUCAGGUCAUAUAGCUUAUUCUGGGAGUAUCUCUCUCCGGUCAGAUAGCAGCACAACUAGCACCCGGUCCUUUGCCUUUCCAGUAUUGCAGAGGGAGUGGAUCAGCAGCCCCGUGAGGAUGGCAAAGGCAGAACGGAGGCGCAGCAGACGGCAUCGUGUCUGGAGGAAAGGAAUUAUCUGCUGUAAAUUCUGAUUGAUCAUGGCGGCCAGCCUUGGGAUCUUAUUUUCCCCCGAAAUGUGCUUUGAUGCCAUGCAGAAAGAAAACGUCAUUGAGGGGGCCUAUUUGGAUCGGCGAUGGUAUUUCCUUGGAAAGUUUGAGAGCUAGCCAGAGGCUGAACAUUCCAACGAAAUACCACAGUCAUCCAAACCGUUGGCGCUUUCUCGUUUGCAUGCCGCAUACACCCUGCUCCUUUAUUGGUUCAGGAGCAGGUCUGCACUCUGAUUUCGUAGUGGCUUGAGUGAUGAGAAGGUAUAUAGCUGUAGCGUAGUGACGGUGCUUUUUUUUUCCCUCCUCCGAGAAUAUGCUUGGUACGUUUUUCAUUCAUUAUUAAUUAUUAAUUAAGGUAGUACUAGUAGUGAUCACGCUUGGUAGAGGUGAUGAUUAGUUUUUGUACAUCCUUUGGUGGAUAAAAUUAAAUUAAAUGCUGUGGAAAUUCGUUCCACUGGUCGA